Molecule: messenger RNA, 2019 nt
Organism: Rhodofomes roseus
Lineage: Eukaryota; Fungi; Basidiomycota; Agaricomycetes; Polyporales; Fomitopsidaceae
Product: APC amino acid permease
Exons: 20
Coding region: 124-1767 (547 amino acids)
Biological process (GO): transmembrane transport
Cellular component (GO): membrane
Molecular function (GO): transmembrane transporter activity
Source: RefSeq, a predicted model, not a curated record
CGCAUCCCCAGGAGCGCCAGCCCCUCCGGCUCACCUUCGCUACUCCAGCCCCGGUCUCUCCACCUCCACAGUGCACACAGACCCACCUCGAGGCCCUGAGCUCCAGCUUGCUUGCGUACGACCAUGUCGCCUCUGUCCGGAACGAAGGAGGCUCUCUCGAAGACCGACGUCGACGCGAGGUCCAUCACCAGCUCGCGGUCCCGCAAUGGGAGCACCGACGACGACGACAGGCUGCUCGAGGAGUUUGGCUACGUGCCCUCCUUCAGGCGCGAGUUCUCCAACCUCGCGACGAUCAGCUUUGCGUUCAGUAUCAUGGGUCUCUGCUCCAGUGUGGCCACGACUUUCAACACCCCUCUCCUCACUGGUGGCCCCGCCUCCGUGACCUGGUGCUGGAUCCUUGGUGCCUGCAUGUGUUUCACCCUCGGUUCCAGUAUCGCUGAAAUCGUCAGCGCGUUCCCGACCUGCGGUGGUCUCUACACCGCGUCCGCGCAGCUCUGCCCGCCGCGCCACCGCGCCAUCGUCGGAUGGGUCGUCGGCUGGCUCAACCUCCUCGGCCAGGUCGCGGGUCUGUCCUCGACGGAGUUCGGGUUGGCGAACAUGAUCUGGGCGGCCGUCGUCGUCUCGAAGGACGGAGACUACGUCGUCACGCAGGGUAUGACCGUCGGCUUGUUCGCUGGGCUGCUCGUCUUCAACGGUCUCCUCAACUGCCUCGCGACGCGCCAACUCGCACAUAUCACCAAGGCCUUCGUGUUCGUGAACCUCGGCGCGACGAUCAUCAUCAUCAUCGUGCUCCUCGCGAUGACGCCGCGCUCCGAGAUGCACGCCGCCUCGUACGUCUUUGGCUCCGACGGCAUCGUGAACCAGACGGGCGGGUGGAACACGGGGCUUGCGUUCCUGUUCGGGCUGUUGAGUGUCCAGUGGACGGUGAGUGAUUAUGACGCUACCGCGCACAUCUCAGAAGAAGUGAAGCGUGCAGCAUAUGCAGCGCCGUCGGCUAUUUUCAUCGCGGUCAUCGGCACAGGUUUGAUCGGAUGGAUUCUGAACAUCGUGAUGGUGCUCUGCUCUGGCCCCCUUGAGAACCUUCCGGGCGCGUCUGGUUCAGCCUUCUUAGAGAUCAUGGUACUGCGUAUUGGAAAACCUGGCGCUCUGUUCCUUUGGAGCUUUGUGUGCCUGACAGCGUUUUUCGUGUGUCAGACCGCAUUACAGGCAUGUUCGCGGAUGGUUUACGCGUUCAGUCGCGAUCAUGCGCUCCCGGACCGCGGCUACUUCGGACAGGUUACGUUGUGGACGCAGACGCCGCUGCGUGCAGUGUGGUUCACCACUAUCCUCAGUAUCCUCCCCGGUCUUCUGGAUCUAGCGAGCCCCGUCGCAGCAAACGCCAUCUUCGCCCUAUGCGCUAUCGCACUAGACUCCUCGUACAUCAUCCCCAUCAUCUUGAGAAGGCUGUACAGGAACCAUCCAGAUGUCCACUUCAAGCCAGGUCCCUUCUUCAUGGGAGACGGGCUUCUCGGUUGGGUGGCGAACUUGACAUGCAUCUUCUGGACGAUGUUCGUCUGCGUGAUUUUCUGUAUUCCAACGGAGCUCCCCGUGACCAAGGCGAACAUGAACUACGCAUCGGUCAUCACAGUGGGCAUUAUCUUCCUCUCCGGUGUAUGGUUCGUGUGCGGCGCACAUCGCCACUACAAGGGUCCUAGCGGCGCCCUUGACAAUGACCGGGAAGGUGUCGCUUCGACGGUCCAAGAUGAUGAGAAAGUAGGCGUGGCAUGAAUGCACGUUUCUUGGAUACGAAAGCCUAUACACCAGUAUACCGUGAGUGCAUGCAAGGAGGUCAAGGAAGUGCUCAAUCUACACGUAGGCUUCAUGUCGUAAUCGCCUGUGAAGCCAGGCGCGUUUUACGAGUGUGGAGUAUCGAAUAUAGAUGCAAUACUGCGUACGACAAAUCUAUUGGUCAUGGGAUGUCAUGUCAUCAAUCUAUGCAUCUCGGCAUCUUCGAGGCACAAACGAUAGCGCCAACCAUAU